This is a messenger RNA of Neltuma alba, 1339 nucleotides long. Its product is annotated as probable NAD(P)H dehydrogenase (quinone) FQR1-like 3. Bases 530 to 1201 code for a protein of 223 amino acids. The record is from RefSeq and is a predicted model, not a curated record. Gene Ontology annotation, molecular function: NAD(P)H dehydrogenase (quinone) activity; FMN binding. Gene Ontology annotation, cellular component: membrane. NCBI's taxonomy places the organism in Eukaryota, Viridiplantae, Streptophyta, Magnoliopsida, Fabales, Fabaceae. The transcript is spliced from 4 exons.
AAAAAUCAAAUUGAAAUAAAAGAAAAUGUCAAAUUAAGAUACCGUUUAUCUUUCUUUCAUAUCCAUUCUCCUGAAUCCUAAGUGUGAGAAUUCAGAGAUUUUUGUAUUAUUCCAUUCACUAAGGGUUUAUAUACACGUGAUGGAUAUAACAGACUAAACAUAGCUGCUAGUAUCUAACUGUCAGAACGGCAUACUGUUAUGACUACCUGUACACAAACAUCCUCUUAAAGCCUUUAGGAUUUUAGCCAAUUUCUAUAGCUGUCAUUAAUGUUGAAGUUUUGGAAGAAAUGAACAUUUGUUCUAUGAACUAUUUCCCAGUAACUAAAGGAUUCGAGGCAUUUGAAGUCUUUAGCUGAAUGCAUGAAGUUCAUAUCUGUACUUCUUGAAAUCUCAUAUUUUCACCAACUAACAACAUUGUCCAUGUUUUGAGUUCUGUUUGUUCAUACUUCCUUGUGUAGAUACAAGCACACAUACAUCUUUAGUAUUUCAGCUUUAACCAAGGCUGCUGAUAUGGCUACUACCAAGGUCUAUGUUUUGUAAGAAUCUUUUCAACUGCUUCAUUUUUCUCAUUUCCUCUUCUCAAUCUCAUGCAACAAUGCACACGCUUAGAUACAGGUAUUACUCUUUAUAUGGACAUGUAGACACUAUGGCACGAGAAGUACACAGAGGGGCUGCUUCAGUUGAAGGUGUAGAAGCAACUCUCUGGCGUGUACCUGAAACGCUUUCUGAUGUCCUAUUACAAAAGAUGAAAGCCGCUCCUAAAGCAAAUGAUGUGGAAGACAUUAGGCCAGAGCAACUUGUGGAAGCAGAUGGUUUUAUAUUUGGUUUUCCUUCUCGUUUUGGAAUGAUGCCAAGCCAGUUCAUAGCCUUCUUUGAUGCCACCCAUGACCUCUGGGCUUCCCAAUCACUGGCUGGCAAACCUGCUGGAAUCUUCUGGAGUACUGGCUUUCAUGGGGGAGGACAGGAACUUUCAGCAUUAACGGCAAUAACGCAAUUGGCACAUCAUGGUAUGAUCUUUGUACCAGUUGGAUACACAUUUGGGAGUGGCAUGUUCGAGAUGGAGGAGGUUAAGGGAGGCUCUUCAUAUGGUGCUGGAACUUUCGCUGCUGACGGAUCUCGCCAGCCCACUCAGCUAGAACUUCAGCAGGCUUUUUACCAGGGCAAGUACAUUGCUCAAAUAGCCAAAAGGCUUAAAAUCUAAGCUGCCCCUUGUUUUCAUUACCUGAAAUUGUCAUUAAUUUUAUUAUACACUUCAUCUAAGAAUAAAAUGUAAAUCUUUCGGACCUUUGAAUAUUGUUACGUCAUAUAUACAUCUCUUCUAUUUUCAAAACUUAUAAAA